Messenger RNA from Dioszegia hungarica, 399 nucleotides. RefSeq lists its product as uncharacterized. Bases 1 to 399 code for a protein of 132 amino acids. The record is from RefSeq and is a predicted model, not a curated record. NCBI's taxonomy places the organism in Eukaryota, Fungi, Basidiomycota, Tremellomycetes, Tremellales, Bulleribasidiaceae. The transcript is spliced from 3 exons.
AUGACAGCGCAUUACACUGUACACUGCUACGGCGGUAAGGGAGGAAGUGGCAGGAUGGUUCGCUUCAAGGUCUACAAAAGGGUUGCAUUGCAGAAGGCGAUUGUUCACGGGGAAGAAAGGACCAGGCCGAGACGUAAGCAAAACCAGUAUAGAAGCCUACAAGACAGACUAUAUAGGAAACGACAGGUGUUUACUGAAGACAACUAUCUAGGCCGAGACAUAAGUGAAACUAAUGUAGUCCAAUCUACAAUAUACAAAGAGACAGCCCCGUACAGCAAGCCCCAACUCCAUUCACCGCCUGAGACACUCCUCACUCUCCCGCCUAGACUGACACCGGUACUCAGCGGAUUCCAACAGAAACUCCCUCCUAUCAAUGCUCUCUCUUAUCGGAAUAGCUGA